CGGUUGAUGAUUUGUUGAAUGAAAGUCCUAAUACUACUGUUGAAAAUGCUUCACAUGCAUCAUUAGAGGAUGAAUUUGAGGAGGGAGUGACUGUAGCAGUCACUCAUCCUUUGUACUUAGCUCCCGGCGACACAAGUGGAAUAUUCUUGAUCUCAUUUCAGCUAACCGACACUGACAAUUACUCUCUAUGGCAUAGAUCUAUGCGAAUUGCAUUACUUGGUCGAAAUAAGCUGGGGAUUAUUGAUGGCAGGUGGCCUAAGGAGCGGUUUCGUGAGAAGUAUUGGUAUCAAUGGGAGAGGUGCAAUGCAAUCAUCUUGUCAUGGAUGAUGAAUUUAGUGGCUCCGGCAUUAAUCAGUGGGAUUGCAUACGCUACUAGUGCACAGGUAGUGUGGAUGGAUCUGCUGGAAUGUUUUGACAAGGUGAAUGAUACACGUUGCUAUAAUUUGCACAAGGAAAUUGCCACUCUAAAUCAAGGUACUGCGUCUAUUUCUAUUUACUACUCAAAGCUCAAAGACCUUUGGGAUGAGACUGAGUCUGUAUUACCUACUCUGUGA
This is a messenger RNA of Nicotiana tabacum (common tobacco), 554 nucleotides long. RefSeq lists its product as uncharacterized. The record is from RefSeq and is a predicted model, not a curated record. NCBI's taxonomy places the organism in Eukaryota, Viridiplantae, Streptophyta, Magnoliopsida, Solanales, Solanaceae.